Molecule: messenger RNA, 690 nt
Organism: Lecanosticta acicola
Lineage: Eukaryota; Fungi; Ascomycota; Dothideomycetes; Mycosphaerellales; Mycosphaerellaceae
Source: the annotation of a GenBank genome assembly
AUGGACGAACCUUCGCUUUCGCAGCCGCAAUCCUCCGCAUGGCGCGUCUUCCUCAUCCCCGAACUCCUCGAAUCGAUCCUGCAACACCUCAGCACCAAAGACCUGCUCCUCUGCCAACGAACAAGCCGCGCCUUUCAUUACACAGUCCAGGGUAGCGUGCACCUACGUCGCAAACUCUUCCUGGAGCCAGAUUGGAAUCUCGAAGGUAGACUCUUCGACGCCUACUCCGCGGACAACAGGCCAGGUCGCAAGCCCGAGAACAACCGGCUCCUCCUCCGCGCAUUCGGUUGCUACCCCACAAUCACGCUGGUCAUCGUGAGCGAUGGCGCACAAGGAGGGCAAAUGUCUUUCAGGCGCGGCAGUGAGCAUUGGAGCUGGGAUGUCUGCAUUUCCUUCCCCGCGGAUCGGCAACCGAAUACUUCGCCCGCGGUCCAGUACCCCGAAGCAAGCUGGAGGAAGAUGUACCUGAGCCAGCCGCCCUGUCAAAGUCUUUAUCUCGUACGAAGAUGGACCCGUAGUUUGCGACCAGCAAUGGUGAGAGAAGAUGGGAUCACAAUGGGCGAUUUCUUCGACGAAGCGACCAAGGACUCCCCGGGCUGCGAAGAUCGGAAGUGGCAUCAGAGCUACAUCAGCAGUGACCGGGACUGGCAUUUCGAGGGGAACAUCAAGUGUACUUCGGUCGAGGAGUAA